Haliotis rufescens (red abalone) is the source of this 7128-nucleotide messenger RNA. RefSeq lists its product as uncharacterized. Gene Ontology annotation, molecular function: chitin binding. The transcript has 36 exons. The record is from RefSeq and is a predicted model, not a curated record. The coding region runs from base 118 to 6708 and encodes 2196 amino acids. NCBI's taxonomy places the organism in Eukaryota, Metazoa, Mollusca, Gastropoda, Lepetellida, Haliotidae. Gene Ontology annotation, cellular component: extracellular region.
UUGUGUGACUGUCCCACAACUUAUAAAGCCUACCCAAGCCAGGGACCUGUCAGUCUCGACAAGAAGAGCGAGUGGGGAGGAGACACUCUUUAUCGUCUUGCAUAAACUUCGUUCGAGAUGCUUUGUUCGAGACGGGAAUGGCUCCUUGUUGGGGUGCUGGUGGUGGCGUUCCGACAGACUAUCACUCAAGAUAUACAACAGCUAGUGGAUAAUCCAAGCAUCAACGCGGGCUCUGAUGUUUCUCUGCAAGUAACUGCUUCGACAGCCGAUCUGGCAGCAGGAACAUGGUAUCUUUUGGCUUCACCGAACCCGGUGCGUCAGUUGCCAAACAACGAUAGAACCAGAUACUCCGUGACCGGUCAGUUCCACCGACUCACUAUCAGCAAUGUGGUGGCGUCAGAUGAAGGGCGGUACUACUACGUAUAUGGACAAGGACUAGUCACUCAAGGGGUGGUUACAGUUGCAACCCAAGCUGCAGUGUCGAUCACAGGCAGCUUGAUAGACGUGACAGCCCUCGAAGGCAGUAACUCUUCCAUGACAACGACUGUCAGUACUGAGGGUGUCACGAAUGGCGUAUGGAAGCGAGGAACAACUGUCCUGACCAAUGCUGCCGGCUACACAAUUACUACUUCCGGUUUCACUCAGACACUGGUCAUCCAGAACGUUCAAACAACUCAAGCAGGCACAUACAGCUACACAGUUGGCGGGGCUUCAACACAGGCCACGCUCACAGUUGUCGGGCGACUUGGGAACGUUACGGGAAGCGUCGGGAGUGACGUGAGUUUCCCUGUGAACGUGUUUCCGGGCAACGCAGGAGGAUCAUGGUCCAGGAACAAUGUGCAGAUCGCUGACAGUUCCAAGUACCAAAUCACACAGAGCAGUAAUGGACAGUCACGACGUCUUCUUGUACGCAACGUCCAGACUGCCGACGCUGGGGCGUACGUGUACAGCGUGAACGGACAACAAUCAUCUGGGUUCUUAACAGUGGGAGCUGCCUUUUCGCCUUGGACGGCCUGGAUCAACUCCUCCUGUGUGGUCACGUGUGGAACUGCUGUAACGAGACUCACGUCCAGAACAAGAACGUGUCUGGCCGGUAGCGGGCAAUGCAACGGUGCAACGUUCGAAAGCCGGCUUAUCAACUGCCAACUUAACCCAUGUCCUAUUAAUGGCGGUGUCUCGUUUUGGGGAUCGUGGAGUCAACCAACAUGUACACAGAUUUGUGGCGUCGGAGCAACUGGUCCAUCUAUACGUACACGAACAUGCUCCAACCCCUCCCCUGCAAACGGUGGCUCAUUUUGUAGCUCCCCACUCAGCGAAACAUCGAUGAGGCCAUGUAACAUACCCGCAUGUCCAGGAGACGGCAACUGGGGUGAGUGGACACAGUGGAGUGGUCCCUCCUGUCCUGCCUCCUGUGGUCCUACGGCCAGACACAACGCUGUAAGAGUCAGGACCUGUAAUAAUCCAGCCCCCAGCAAUGGCGGUGCUCCCUGUUCUGGUGAAAGCGUUGAGCGUGGAGACCGAGCAUGCGGACCGGCUUCCUGUGCUGCCUUUUCGCCUUGGACGGCUUGGACCAACACCUCCUGUGCGGUCACGUGUGGAACUGCUGUGACGAGACUCACGUCCAGAACAAGAACGUGUGUAGCCGGUAGCGGGCAAUGCAACGGUGCAACGUUCGAAAGCCGGCUUAUCAACUGCCAACUUAACCCAUGUCCUAUCAAUGGAGGAUUUAGCAUGUGGGGGUUUUGGCAGACAUCCGCCUGUCCUGCCACCUGUGGUACAUCCGCUACUAAGCUGAGAACCAGAAGCAGACUCUGCAGCAAUCCUGCCCCACAGUUUGGUGGUAGAAACUGUACAGGGCCAUUUGCAGAGACUCAGCAAGUUAACUGCAACCUGACUGCUUGUCAAAGUGUUGCAACGUUGGAAAGCAAUCCACAGACUUACAUAGGGGCGACUAUCAGUCUGCAAGUGUCAGUGCCAGGACAACCAGCACAGGCUCUGGGAAAUUGGUACAAACAAUCUGAAGGAGUCUUCAACGUCGUGACUGCCACUGCGAGGACCGUGCUCUCUGUUGACGGGAACAUCCAUCAGCUCACCCUCAUUAAUGUCACAGCAGAAGAUGCUGGGACUUAUUUCUACUUUGUAGCAGGAACCAACACACAAGGCGACCUUACCAUUAUGUUUCCAGUCCACGGUGGAAUAUCUCAGUGGGGUCCAUGGAACAACCCUUCAUGUCCAGUUACAUGUGGACAAGGAUUUCGCUCCCUUUCCCGAAACAGGACAUGCACACAGCCAGUUCCACAGUUUGGAGGACGAACUUGUUCCGAGACAAAAGAAGAUACCAUGCGAAUUACGUGUUCUUUGGCGAACUGUCCAAUUGACGGUGGCUAUAGUCCAUGGAAUCAGUGGAGCAACCCUCCAUGUUCCGGGUCAUGUGGGAAUUUAUCUAAAGUCGUCUCAAGAGUAAGGACGUGUUCAAGUCCCUCUCCUCAGUUUGGUGGAAGACAAUGUGUUGGAUCACCGACUCAGACGUCAACAAGGAGCUGUAACCUUGCCGCAUGCACAGGAUGCCCUGAAGCAACCAUCUAUUUCGUGGUUGACCAAUCAGAGAGUGUCGGUACUGCAAAUUUCCAACUCCUCAAGGCGGCAUUGAACAGUUUUGUUUCCAGUAUUAUUUCUAGAAACAACAACAUCAGAGUUGGUGUCAUAGGUUUCAGCAGUAAUGUGACUUCUUCCAUCGGGGCUACCAGCGAUAUUAGCUUACUUCAAGCCGCCAUUAAUUUUACACUGACGCCACCCAACGGUGGAACAAACACUCAUCUGGGCAUUCGGAGGGCUACCCAGAACUUAAAUCAAGACACGUCUAAUUAUCCUAAGGUGAUGGUUGUAAUAACUGACGGCCUGUCUAAUUUACCUAACGAAACUCGUGUCGCUGCUGCUGAAGCGAGGAACUCCGGGAUUACGGUGUUCGCCGUUGGUGUCCUUGCCUUCAACAUCCCAUCGAUUCGGCAACGUUUUCAAGCGGAACUACUGUCUAUCGCCUCGUCGAAUGCUACAGCAAUCGAAAUUGCAAACUUUAAUGUUUUGACCAACUCCUUAAACAACAUAAGCCAAAUCUUGUGUCGGGGAACUGUCAAUGGUAACUGGGGAAGCUGGGGACCAUGGUCAGUCACCCGGUGCUCGGGGACCUGUGGAACGAGCAUCGUGGGAACAUCCAACAGAACGAGAACAUGCACCAACCCAGCACCAUCGUUAAAUGGAAACAGUUGUGUUGGAAGCAGCAUGGAGGUGACAGGACGGAACUGUGGCUUCAAUCCUUGCCCAAUUAAUGGAGGCUGGUCAUUGUGGACUCAGUGGUCGACCCCCCAGUGUGCCGCGUUGUGUGGAUCAGGUGUCAUGGCUACAGUAAUCCGACAGAGAGCAUGUACAAAUCCAAUGCCAUCGUUUGGUGGCAACGCAUGCCAAGGAAGCUUCCAGGAGACUGAACUGAAGACAUGCGGGCUCUCUCCUUGCGAUGGCGAGGUUAAUGGCGUCUUCGGCCAAUGGAAUGCAUGGACCGUAUCCCCCUGCUCGGCUACUUGUGGGAGAAACGUGACCCGGAUGUUGUCCCGGCAACGUCUGUGCAACAACCCCGCUCCUGCCAACGGUGGGAGCGACUGCAUUGGACCGAGGAACGACACCAGUAACCAGCUCUGCUCAGUGCCCGAAUGUCAAGUGACAGCCCUCUGUGACGACGUGAAGAAACAGUACGGAGUUGGCUACCGCUAUCACCCCACAGACUGUGACAAGUACAUCCAGUGCUACGACAACCCUAGAGGAAUCGCCAUCGGCGUCUACAGAAGCUGCCCCUUCGGCUACUACUGGAACCAAGACACCUUUAGAUGUACGGAGUCGUGGAAGGUGGAUUGUCCUCUAGAGCGAUGCAAAGGGUCGUGCGGAGCGAGCUACAAGAUGACGGGAAGUUGCAGGUCCUACUGGAAGUGUGAUGACGGAAAGUCCGUGGCCAGGUGUUGUCCCAGGGGAUUCAGCUUCUCCCCAGGGGAUGGGUGUUAUUUCAACUUUUACUGUGACGAUGAGUGCCCCUCUCCCUACGUUUCCAGAGAUGUAUGUGACAAACAUCCUAACUGGGGCAACACCAACUCCUACAACAUCUCAUUGGGGGACUUGGGGUGGAGGUCGAUGUCCUGCCCUGAAAACAGUUUCUUCAACAUUCUUGAUUGCGGAUGUACACAAGUCACUCCAGCGACAUGUGCAGCCAGGUACGACUUCGUGGCCGGGACACGCCCUUCAUGGGUUCAAUUGGAGCAAGUCAACAACCGGGUGGGGGCUCUGUCGCUCACCAACAAGAGCAAAGUGCAUCUUGACAUCAAGAUGACAGUCGCCGACAGCCCCAUCGUGUUCACCUUCACGUACAGGGAGACUGUCGUGUCCAACAAAAGCCGUGUGUUGGCGAGCAGCAAGGACAGGCUGGUGGUGUCCACUGAACCAAAGGGCGUCCUCUUCACCAUGACCUCAUGGUAUGGAGAGGUUACCAGACUGAUGCUGUCCACGGAUGGAAUGCCUCUAAACCAGUGGAAGACAGUGAGUGUGAUGUACACGUGCAAGUACCUGGUUGGCACUGUCUCGAACAACAACGUCAAGUACAUGGACAGAGUGCUCGUAAAAGAUACUAACAUCUUGUCGGACGGACUGACGAUUGGGUCAGAUGCUUCACGUGUCCCAGGCAUGCCAUUCGUUGGGGAUGUAGGCAGGGUAUCCGUCUACAAGUGCGACCCUGCCGUGUAUUGGCGGUUGCAUAAAACGCUCCCGAGUGAACGACGGUGUACGGCCACAUUCAGUCCACGAGGCUGUAUUGGUGAGAAGGCUUUCCCUGUCUUGACUGUACCUACAAAAACCAUGUUUCCAGAACGCUGUGGAUUUAUUUGCGGUCUGCUUCUGAUGCUGUUUGGUACUUCUCUCCAGCAAGACCCUAUUCAACCGCUGGAAGGCAGCCCGGAGACGUAUGUCGGUGCCACAGUAACGCUCCAAGUGCCCAUGGCCGCGGGCGUCGCCCAAGGAUUCUGGUACAAGAAUGGAGUUCCCGUCACAGGGAUGGCAAGAUACUCGGUGUCCAUUUCCGGCGUCAUGCACCAACUGACCAUCACUGGCGCUGUGUCGGACGAUGCUGCUUCCUAUAUUUAUUUUAACACAUUUGUAAACCCUGCAAUAGUCAAAUCGGGCUUCCUCACGGUACAUGAACCAGUUAAUGGGGGUCUCUCUGAAUGGAACUCCUGGAACAAUCCAAGCUGCUCCGUCACCUGCGGGGACGGCACGAUAACGUUAACACGUUCCCGCCUUUGCAACAACCCUGCGCCUCGAUACGGCGGACAGAUCUGCCAAGAUCCACUGACCGAGACAGUUUCACGGGUCUGCGUGCGGGGUCCCUGUCCAAUUAACGGAGGGUUCAGCGAGUGGAGCCAGUGGAACCUAGCCCAGUGCAGUCAAACAUGUGGUUCUAACAUCAUGACAACCGCCACGAGGGCACGGGCCUGUGACAGCCCCAUCCCCCAGAAUAAUGGCGCCCCCUGUACCGGGGACACCCAGGAGGAGAAACAGACCCUGUGUGAAAUAAACCCUUGUCCAGGUUCGGGGAUUUGCAACGAUGUUGUGAGGAGGUCGGAAGUCGGCUACCGUUACCAUCCCACUGACUGUGACAAGUACAUUAUGUGCUUCUACAACCCCAGUGGUAACGUCCUCGGUGUCUACAGAAGCUGUCCCUUUGGCUACUACUGGAACCAAGUUACCUUCAGAUGUGUUGUAUCCUGGAAGGUUUCCUGUCCUCUGGAGAAGUGCACAGGUGCGUGUAAGGCAAAUUACAAGAUGGAGGGAAGUUGCAGGUCAUACUGGAAGUGUGGCCAGAACAGGACUGAGGCCAGAUGUUGUCCCAAGGGGUUCAGUUUCACUGCAGAUGAAGGCUGUCGUGCUAACUUCUACUGUGAGGAUGUGUGUCCAACUCCCUACAUUGCUCGAGAGGUAUGUGAUAAGCGGCAGAGUUGGAACAAUGCGACAGAAUAUAACUUCUUCGUCGGCAACCUUGGAUGGCAACAGGCCACGUGUGCAUCGAGAACAGCAUUCGACCUUCUGGAUUGCGGUUGUGUUGAGACAGCUCAAGACACCUGCGUUGCAAGUAAUGAAGAAAGCUUCACUUCAACAGCAAUACCCUCUUGGUUGAAUGUGAGCAACGUUGUCGUAUCUGGUAGCAUGGCUCGCUUCCUCCAGAACAGUCUCAUGAAUCUCGACGUCAAGGUAAAAUCGACCGAGUGUCCUGUUCUGAAGCUGACAUUCCGGGAAUCAGCAGCUGUUACUGGACGUCGAGUUCUUGCAAGCAGCAGUGAUUGUAAAGAAGGCAACACCUUACUCGUCGUAGCUGAUGAUGCCGGCAUACAGUUUGAAACAGUGUCGUGGUACGGACACGUCUCCAGGAUGUUCAUGUCAACACAGGGCAUUCCUAGAAGCCAGCUGAAGACAGUGAGUGUGCUGUAUAAAGACAACUAUCUGAUCGGUGUGAUUGAGAGCGACAACGUCAAAUACAUUUCACAGUUGCAUGCCCCUGACGUGAGCAUCAUGGCGUGUGGUCUCACUAUAGGAUCUGAUGGGACCUCGAGUACAGCCUUUGUUGGCGACGUAGACAUGGUGUCGAUAUACAAAUGUGUUCCUGGAAACCUCAUCUGAAGCAGCUGAAACCACCAUAUGAGAUUGAUGCAGAGGAUGCUACCAUCGACUAUAACUACCUUCAAUACAACCUUUUUUCGAUUUGUCCACAACACAUAUGGAAUUUAAGGACAGCUAAGUAGUAAGACGGCAGUGUCAAGGUGUCUCAUCUGGAGUUCAAAUGGCUGAAUCAAGCCGAUAUCUUCCUCUUUGUAUCAGUUCUUAACGGAGGGUUUACCGAAGUGGUAAAUAUCACCGAACUGGAUCUCCUGAGGACUUUCCUCCUGUAUUAAAACGACACAAUGUAAUUGGACUGAACUACUAAAAAACAUUAAUUAAAACACAACUGAUAAAUCAGUAAAUGAGAGCGUAAUAUGGAAUUAAUUUACAAUUUUGUACAUACUGUAAAUGUAUCUGGUGUACAUGUUGAGUGUAUUUGUC